AUGUUUGUCACCGUGUCCUGGUUCAUCCCUUUGGACCACGUAGAGUCCCAGUCCAGGAAGGAGAACCGUCCUGAGGAGCAGCAGCAGGAGGAGGAGGAGGAGGAGGAGGAAGAAGACAUCCUUGAACCCAGCUCACUUUGGUACGACACUUACAGGAGAAGUGUGGUGUGGAGACAACCUCUGCAGCCCAGACAACACCACCUCACCACUGAAGUUACCUCACUGCAGGAGGCUCUAGUCAUGUAUCGACCUGACUUCAUCUGCCGCUCCAGACAACGCCUGCACAUCCUGACUCAGCACAACCAGGACAGGAAGGCCAUUGGGCGACCGGCAGGUGUGCUCAUGAGGGCUGUUCCUUGGAAGGAGAUGAUCCAACGCACCAAAAGGAUGUAUGACAGUCUACCUGAGGUACAAAGGAAGCGUGCUGCAGAGAGACAGAAAUCUCAGACACAAUCCAACCGCCUCAACGUGCAGCUCUACAACAAGAAACUCACCAAGCGUCUCCUGGAGAAUCGGCCAGCUGCAUCACAUAAAAAUUACUGGUGAUUUUUAACAUUUUAGUUUUUUUUUAAUAGACUGUUUUUAAAGUGUUUUGAAUGUUUGAGUAGACAUGUUAUCAAAUUAAACCUCCUUGACAAUCUGA
Messenger RNA from Entelurus aequoreus (snake pipefish), 643 nucleotides. RefSeq names its product (E2-independent) E3 ubiquitin-conjugating enzyme FATS-like. Bases 1 to 546 code for a protein of 181 amino acids. The record is from RefSeq and is a predicted model, not a curated record. Gene Ontology annotation, biological process: regulation of centriole replication. NCBI's taxonomy places the organism in Eukaryota, Metazoa, Chordata, Actinopteri, Syngnathiformes, Syngnathidae. Gene Ontology annotation, cellular component: centriole; cytosol; centrosome. The transcript has 6 exons.